Messenger RNA from Capsicum annuum, 1722 nucleotides. RefSeq names its product protein BREAKING OF ASYMMETRY IN THE STOMATAL LINEAGE. Lineage: Eukaryota; Viridiplantae; Streptophyta; Magnoliopsida; Solanales; Solanaceae. The record is from RefSeq and is a predicted model, not a curated record. Gene Ontology annotation, biological process: regulation of asymmetric cell division. Bases 677 to 1441 code for a protein of 254 amino acids. The transcript has 4 exons.
GUCUAUAUGUCCGAGCCUUUGAUUUUUUGAAUAUUGCUUGCUUACUAUAUGUCUGUCGAUUUCACAAACACGAAUGUUGAGAUCAGGGCAAUCUAUGUAAGCCACUAUUGUACUAACAUGACCUAAUUAUUUGGUGUACGCCAAACCAAAGGACCCCUACAGCAAUAGUAGCAUAUUUUAGAGGGUCAAUUAUGAAAUAUUAAUUCUAUAGGGUUGCAGUUCUAACUAACAAAAACUGCUCUCGUUGGCCUAAUUAAUUUAAGCAUUCCCCACGCAAAGAAUUGUUCCAAAGUGAAACUAAGAAAUAUUAAACGUAACCAUUAAUUUGAUUUUAAUGUAACAAGUUGCAUUAAUUAUACUAACAAAUUAAGAAAGUUAGUAAUUAAUCCAGCUCACGGAUUAUCUUGAGAUUUCUCUAUAAAAUUCACCUUUUUUCCUAAUAUGUGAAAAGUUGAUAUUAACAAAGUGAAUUUUAGUUUUGUUUCUUUCGCAAAAUUUAAUUUCUUGUUCACCAAUUCACGACUUUCGGUAUAUGUGUAUGACUGUUUGCAGGUUACGAUCAGUUGUUGAUUAAAAAAGAGAAAGAGAGAUGCAAAGUAAAAUCUUCCUUAGAGAAUAUUAGCAGAACAAUAGAAUAGGCAAAAAGGGUAUAAAGAAUUUAUAAGAUCUGAAUUAUAUGGAAUGCAGUCUGCUAGAAGUAGUUGUUUUUCUUCAAGAAAGCAAUCGUCAAGUUUUCAAGGACAUAUGUAUGGAAGGGGAAGAAUGUUCUUUGGAAAAUUGUGAGUUGAACCACCAUAAUAUUUAUUACAUGCUCAAGUAUGAUCUGGACAAUAAUGCAGAAUUAGAGAACACAGUAUCUGAAUUGUACAAGGGGAAUGUUAUGCAGUUCGAUGACUCUAAGAAGCUAUUGAUGGAAGGUGAAGCUGCUACUGAGAUUGCUGAUGCCAUUUCCUUUAGCCAUGAUGUGCCAAAACGUCCAAGUUUGGACGGAGAGCAGGUUGAUCAAGAAGAGAAUCAGGAUCAAGAGAUGAAACCAGUCUCGAUGGCCUCUAAGUUCGUCUCCAAGGAAGCAUGUUGUAAUACAGGUAGAAUAGCAGAUUCAUUUUCUGGAGAAGGAUCAGUACCAAAUACAAACGCUGAAAACAGCACAGGGACUGAAGACGGAACACCACGAAGUUUAGCGUCAUUGUUUGCAGAUCAGAACAACACUGAAAAGCUUCCAGAUCGUCAAGACAUGAAUCUUGUAGUCUCGGCAACGAAGCAAUGUCAUGAUAACAUCUCUAUUCGCUCAAGUAGCACCAACAGCACAAAAUCUUUCGCGUUUCCUAUACUAACCUCGGAGUGGGCCGGCAGCCCUGUCAAGAUGCUGGAAGCUGAUAAGAGAGAUUCUAAAAGGCGAUGUUGUCGUUGGAGAAUGUGCUUUGAUUUCUGCAAAUUUUGAUUUUUACACAGCUGCAGUUUCUACAACUGUCUUUGUCAUAGCUCUUCUUUUGUAUAUUGAGUAGAGUCCAUAGAUAGGCAGGUUGAAAUCUAGUUCGAGCAAUAAAAAUUUGCCCCUUUUUCAGAAUCCUCCUGAAAAAUACAUCGGCCUUGGAGGCUUUCUUUCGUCAAAUAUGGCCGUGUGGUUAUAAUGGUCAAAAAUACAUCUAAAUUGCUUUGUUUUUGUUACUUGUGAGAUUGACAAGAAUGAGAAGAUGAGUUUGGUUUAUUCAAAAAUCUAAA